CUCCUCCAAAUACCAUAUACUCAACGACAGUUGUACUCUGUGCGUACACAAUCAAUUUCUACUCUCACUCUCUAUGGAAGGAAUCGGUUCGCGUACUGGCCGUCCAUCUUCCCGCUACGGCUCGGCACCGGUCUUCACCGGACCGGUCAGAAGAUGGCAGAAGCAGUGGGUCAAUGUCUCAUCUUCAUCUUCUUCUAUCACAUACAACCAUAACAACAGUUCUAACUCUAAUGGCUCCAACAACAGCAACGUUUCUGCUAUUCGUAUUCGCCGCUGGACUCCGGUUCCGUCCGGUCGUGACUCGGAGUCUGUUGCGGAAGAGAGGCCGAAGCGGAAGAUACGUUAUGCACCGAUUGUCGUGCUAGACGGUAAGCGAAAGGAAGCUGAGAAGGGUGAUGUUGAUGUUAAAGAAGCAAGCAAGCCAAAGAAAUCUCCUGAUCAAGAUACUUUAGAAAGUGAUGAUAAUGAAAAAAAGAGCUUUGAUUAUUCUCUUGCAGAAAAACCUCAGGCAUCACAGAAGAAUGUAGAAGCAUCCAAAGACUUGAAUAACCAGCCAAUGGAUUCAGAUGCAGGUGGUGAUGACGAUGAAGACCUUGAUUUAGGUGGUGACAACAAGGUGGCUGAUUGGGUGAAAGCCGCACAGAGGGGCUUUGCGUCUUGAGGUCACCACCAUUAUGUUAUCAAGACUGUGAAAAGAUGGCAUUUAGUAAUCUACUAGUAGGCCUGCUUGUGGUAUAACCUUGACUAAUGUAAUUAACCUUCAGUGUGGUGUAGAUAGUAGUAUCUCAUCUAUGUUUUAGGCGCAAUAACCCGUGUGUGUGUUUAAGUGAAGUUAAUGCAGAACCAGCUUUAGAUUUCCAUAA
Molecule: messenger RNA, 863 nt
Organism: Helianthus annuus (common sunflower)
Lineage: Eukaryota; Viridiplantae; Streptophyta; Magnoliopsida; Asterales; Asteraceae
Product: probable DNA-directed RNA polymerase I subunit RPA43
Exons: 3
Coding region: 74-661 (195 amino acids)
Source: RefSeq, a predicted model, not a curated record